CAGUUUUUUAUUGUGAUUUUGCCGCGACGGAUUUAAGAAUAGUUAACAUCAUGAUCCUUGUGAACCGUCCGCUAAACCAAGCAGUUAGCCCAAGUACAACUAAGUUUGACUAGCCGGAAAUCGAGCGGAAUGGAUUCCGGCACCGGCGAUAAACCUCUUAGAAAGAUUUCCGAAGCCUUCAACGCGAUCGCCAACACUAUCAACUCGCAGCACCAACAACCGGACCUAGAACUUGCCUCUUUCUCUCGCGCUUGUUCUCUCGUUUCUCCUCUCUUCCGAUGCCUCGGUAUCGCAUUCAAGUUCGCCGAAAUGGACUAUGUUGCCAAGGUGAAUGAUCUGUGUGAGACCUCGGUGUCAAUUUUGACCUUGCAAUCGAUGAUGGCGAAGGAUAUUGAAAACAAUUGUGUGAGGAAGCCAGGUAGUCACACCAGGAAUCUUUUGAGGGUAAAGCGUGGUUUGGAUAUGGUUAGAGUGUUGUUUGAGCAGAUUCUAGCUUCAGAGGAUAAUUCUUUAAAGAAUCCAGCAUCGAAAGCUUAUGGGCAAGUAUUCUCUCCGUAUCAUGGAUGGGCUAUACGAAAAGCCGUUGCUGCAGGAAUGUAUGCCCUUCCCACAAAGCAGCAACUCUUGCAAAAACUUAAUGAAGAUGAAGUAUCUGCAAGGACUGAGAUGCAAAAUUAUGUUACUGCGUCCGCUAUUGUCAUUAUGUAUAUUGACAAGCUUUUCCAGUCAAGAAAUCUUGGCAUAGAUUGGUGAAUCAUGUACUCAUUUAUAAUCUACUUUUGACUAAUUUAAUUUGACCCUAUGAUAUUGUCUUUACUGGAACUGCAACAUGUUUUUCUUAAGAUUGUACUUUAUGACUACAGCUACUAGAUGUAUGAUUACCACCUAAUGGCUUGUUCCUUUGUGUGUGCA
Messenger RNA from Helianthus annuus (common sunflower), 912 nucleotides. Its product is annotated as accelerated cell death 11. The transcript is spliced from 4 exons. The record is from RefSeq and is a predicted model, not a curated record. Gene Ontology annotation, biological process: intermembrane lipid transfer; ceramide transport. Gene Ontology annotation, molecular function: ceramide 1-phosphate binding; ceramide 1-phosphate transfer activity. Bases 130 to 753 code for a protein of 207 amino acids. Gene Ontology annotation, cellular component: membrane; cytosol; cytoplasm. Lineage: Eukaryota; Viridiplantae; Streptophyta; Magnoliopsida; Asterales; Asteraceae.